This is a messenger RNA of Nylanderia fulva, 1883 nucleotides long. RefSeq names its product CBY1 interacting BAR domain containing protein Fam92 (gene Fam92). Lineage: Eukaryota; Metazoa; Arthropoda; Insecta; Hymenoptera; Formicidae. Gene Ontology annotation, cellular component: ciliary transition zone; ciliary basal body. Gene Ontology annotation, biological process: cilium assembly. The record is from RefSeq and is a predicted model, not a curated record.
UUAAUUUUUUCUUUAAUAUAUUAAAAUUAUACAUAUAAAUUAAUAAUUUGUCUAAGACCCCCAUUUGAUCGACCCCCUGUAUUGUUAGCCUGAAGGGAGUAUAGAAAAUGCACGGCGCGUAACUUCACCUGCGGCAAUUCACCACCUGUCAGUAGGCAAUUGUCAUCGGUCGCGUGCAGGAAGGAAACGGCCGAAAUUGUGCUUUUCGUUUUACAAAAGCUUUAUCGUGCAAUAAAAAAAUUAAUCGCACAAAAAAAAGUUUAUCAUAUAUAUAUAUAUUUUACAGAGAAAAAGAAAUGCUUCGAGCACGCUCUCAAAGUAGCGUGUAUGAGCAGGAAGCGAAAUUCGUGCAAGAUCGUAUAACAGGCGUGGAAAAACAUUUUGCCGAGCUGUGCACGAUAUUUGCAGCGUUUACCAGAAAAGCGGCCAGGUGCUCCUCCAUGAAAUUAUAUAUCGAUUAUUUUUCCUCAGCGAUACGCAUAAACCUUUUAUCCCCUAUUGUUUCGCACCGCAUUUUUUCCUUAAUCUUUUUUUCCAGGUUGCGCGAUAAAAGUGACGAAUUGGCUAAAAUAAUACAAACCUACGCCGAUUCAGAGAUUAUAAAUCGAUCCUUGAGCACCGGACUGGCAAAUUUUUCCGUAACAUUAUCAGUCAUUGGCGAUUAUAGAGAUGCAGAGGUACAAAGAUUAGAUGCCAAAAUAAUCGCACCUCUUUCACAGUACGCGACAAUUUGCAAACAUGCUCGUGAUGAUGUUAAAAACACUUUUGCAGCACGAGACAGAGAACUUACAAGACGAAGACACUUAGACAAAGUCCGAGAAAGAAAUCCUAGAAAUCACCAAAUGAUAUCGCAAGCCAAGUCCGAGCUGAUGAAAGCAUCCGUGGAAGUAUCCCGAGUAGUAAAAGGAUUGGAAGAACAAAUCGAUUCGUUCGAACGACGAAAAUUGCAUGAUUUAAAAUCCAUGCUUUUAGACUUUAUCACCAUUGAAUUGAGCUUUCACACAAAGGCCCUCGAGCUUCUGACCAAAGCAUAUCAAGACGUCGCGUCUAUAGACGAGAUAAAAGAUCUCGAGGACUUUCAAAUCGCGAGAGGAGAAAUGAAUGGGGAAUUUAGAGAGACAAUGCGUGUCCCCGAAUCAGUCGCAAGAUUAGACACAGUAAAUAGAACUUCAUUUCGACAAGCUUAUUCACUGACGAAUUUAGCCAGCCGAUUCGCAUCCUCUCCCGUGACAUCGCAGAAAUCGAGUAAUCGAGAAGCUGAAUCUGCUGAUUCUGUACGAACUGGAUUCACAAAUUCUUCUGAAUCGGUUCAAAUUGAAGAGUAUCCAGACAGCACGGAGGAAACAGAAUCAGAAUCAAUUCGGGAGAAGCCUGUGAGGACUAGGCAUAAAUCCAUGUUAACUGCAGAAAAAGGAUAUUUCUUCCGAUGAUCUGAUCGGACAUCGUCUGAAAUUUGUCUUGCAUAUUCUGCAGCAGCGUUUGCACCUGCAAAAGAGUCAACAUACAGUCAGCGACAUGUGUCUGGAUGCAUCGUCAUCGUCAUCAACAUUAUUUUGUGUACAAAGUAAGCGACUCACGUAUUGCGUCAACUCUUGCAUGUUCUUUGGAUCGGCACUAUUACUCAUCCCGUAGCUGUCCACAUCCUCGUUCUUGUGAUCCUGCUUAAUAUCGGCCAUCCUCGAGGUUUUGCCCGAACGGAGAUCGAACGACUUAUUCGAGACGUCUACGUCGUAAUGGAUCCCACGAGCGGGCGCAUGCGACGCGAUGUCUCCAUCUUUCGCGGUGACUUUCGGUGACGGAUGGUGCUAAGCACCGUUGAUUGAUCCAACAACUAUAAUGUAUAUGUAUAUAUUAAACCAGGGUAUUUUCAUAUCGAAAGAUAG